UCCUGGUUGCUUCAGAGCCUUCCUGAUGUAUAUAUGCAGGUAGUGAGAUUUGAAACGGCCCUUUGAAACAGUAAUAUAAUCAAACUCUGAUUUGGGGAGCAGCAGUUCUCCUCCUUUUUCUACUCUCUUGUGGGAAUGAGUUGCCAACCUUUUACUUCGGCUGAUACCUUUAUACCUCUGAAUUCCGAGUCUUCUGCAACUCUGCCUCUGAUAAUGCAUCACAGCGCUGCCGAGUGCCUCCCGGUCUCCAACCACGCCACCAAUGUGAUGUCUACAGCAACAGGACUUCAUUAUUCUGUCCCUUCCUGUCAUUAUGGAAACCAGCCAUCGACCUAUGGAGUGAUGGCAGGUAGCUUAACCCCUUGUCUUUACAAGUUUCCUGACCACACCUUGAGUCAUGGCUUUCCUCCCAUGCACCAGCCUCUUGUGGCAGAAGACCACACCGUCACUGAUUUCAAGCAGGAACUCAGGCGGAAAAGUAAACUGAUUGAAGAGCCGAUAGACAUGGAUUCUCCGGAAAUCCGAGAACUUGAGAAGUUUGCCAAUGAAUUUAAAGUGAGAAGAAUUAAGUUAGGAUACACCCAAACCAAUGUUGGGGAAGCCCUGGCAGCUGUGCAUGGCUCAGAAUUCAGUCAAACGACUAUCUGCCGAUUUGAAAACCUGCAGCUCAGCUUUAAAAAUGCAUGCAAACUAAAAGCAAUAUUAUCAAAAUGGCUGGAGGAAGCAGAGCAAGUCGGAGCUUUAUACAAUGAAAAAGUGGGAGCAAAUGAAAGGAAAAGGAAGCGAAGAACAACUAUAAGUAUCGCUGCUAAAGAUGCUCUGGAGAGACACUUUGGAGAACAGAAUAAACCUUCCUCUCAAGAGAUCAUGCGAAUGGCUGAAGAACUGAAUCUUGAGAAAGAAGUAGUAAGAGUUUGGUUUUGCAAUAGAAGGCAGAGAGAAAAAAGGGUGAAAACAAGUCUGAAUCAGAGUUUAUUUACUAUUUCUAAGGAGCACCUUGAAUGCAGAUAAAAUUUACUAUUGUGUAACAUCCAAUUUUUCUGUUUUUCUUUCCUUUCUCUUCCCCAACAAAAAUAGAAAUUAGUUAUUUGGUUGGCUUCAAAUAUUUUAUAUCAACAACUUUUGCAGACACUUUUCUACUUUAAAAAAUUAAUACAAUUUAAAUAUUGGUGACUUAUUUUCUUUAAAAUAUUCUCAGAAGCCAAACUGUACAUCUUUAAGCCAAAGAUACCAAUAGGAAUAAAACAAUAAUUCUUUCAAAGUCUUUCUCACUCCCUCUUUAUCUACACACGCACACAAGGAGUGUGCACAUGGGUCUUUCAAGAUUCCUUUUCCCAAGGCUGUUUAUUAGCUUUUUAAUAUUUCAGUCAUAUUGCUAAAUAAAGAAUA
Messenger RNA from Herpailurus yagouaroundi (jaguarundi), 1389 nucleotides. RefSeq names its product POU class 1 homeobox 1 (gene POU1F1). Lineage: Eukaryota; Metazoa; Chordata; Mammalia; Carnivora; Felidae. The transcript has 6 exons. The coding region runs from base 136 to 1011 and encodes 291 amino acids. Gene Ontology annotation, biological process: regulation of transcription by RNA polymerase II. Gene Ontology annotation, molecular function: RNA polymerase II cis-regulatory region sequence-specific DNA binding; DNA-binding transcription factor activity, RNA polymerase II-specific. The record is from RefSeq and is a predicted model, not a curated record.